Prosopis cineraria is the source of this 4203-nucleotide messenger RNA. RefSeq names its product squamosa promoter-binding-like protein 12. The record is from RefSeq and is a predicted model, not a curated record. Gene Ontology annotation, cellular component: nucleus. NCBI's taxonomy places the organism in Eukaryota, Viridiplantae, Streptophyta, Magnoliopsida, Fabales, Fabaceae. The transcript is spliced from 10 exons. Bases 753 to 3854 code for a protein of 1033 amino acids. Gene Ontology annotation, molecular function: DNA binding; protein binding.
UAACCAAGAGCUAUUCUCUUCCUCUCGUCCUUGCCUUGGCCACUGUAUUUCAUUUCAGCAUUCAGAAUUUGACAAUUCAUCGCUUUCUGGUUUUAUUUAUCUUUUACACAGAGAGAGAGAGAGAGAGGAGAAGAAAGGGCGAGAGUCGUGGGUGGUGGGGUGUGGGGUAUAGAUUCCUUGGUACGAUGUCGUCACAAGAAAAUUGAAGAGACUUGUGUACUGUCUGGGCACAGAAACUGCAUUUUUAUCGCCCUCCUUCCUAACCUUUUCCUAAUUUCUGUCUUCCUUCUCUGUUUCACGCAUGCUAUUUGGGACCGGCCCUCUCUUUAUUUCUUCCCACCACAUCUCUUUCCUCUCACAGCUUUCACUAUUUUCCCCCAACUUGCUAAUUCUGUCUCUAAUCUUCUCGAAUCUCUUCUUUGGACUCUCUGUAUCAACCUUUUGUGGCAUUGAGCUGGGAAUCAUGUGAAGUGAUUGUGCGAGUUGGGGGUUUGCGAUUCUGGGCUGGGUCUCCGAGACAACGCGUAGUUGUUUGUUAGAUUUGUAGGUUUUGUUUAAACAGGCCUUGUUUGGAUUUACGUUUUGUUUGGGUAUAUCUUAACCGAUAGAAUUGACGGAUGAACUAGCUGGGGCAGCUUUUUGUUAGUAUCUUGGCGGUUGUGUUGAAGUUCUUGCUGGUUGAUUUCAAUUUUCUUCUACCGAGUGGAUUUGGAAUUUGGGUGUUGUAAUUUUGAAUUUGAUAGAUUUAAUUCAUGGAGGCUAAAUUUCGGGGUAAGAAUCAGUAUGUCUAUGGAACUGUGGUACCGGAAAUUAAAGCGGUUGGAAAGAAGAGUUUGGAGUGGAAUUUGGAAGACUGGAAAUGGGACGGAGAUCUUUUCACUGCUAGUCCACUAAAUCCAGUUCCAUCUGAUUGCAGAAAUAAGCAGUCUUUCCCAGUUGAUCCAGAAAUUCCUGCGAAAGCUAAUACUUCUAACAUUGCAUCUUCUAAUUGGGAUGAUGUCAAUCCGGAGAAAGGAAAGAGAGAAUUGGAGAAAAGGAGGAGAGCUGUUAUAUCUGAAGGCGUUGAGCUGAAUGAUGAAGCUGGCUGUCUUAAUUUAAACCUUGGAGCUCAAAUUUACCCUAUCAUGGAAGGAGAUGAAAAAAGUGGAAAGAAGACAAAGAUAGUUGGGAGUGGGACUUCUUCAAACAGAGCGGUUUGUCAGGUGGAAGAUUGUAGGGCCGAUCUUAGUAAUGCAAAAGAUUACCACCGUCGGCAUAAGGUUUGUGAUAUGCAUUCUAAGGCCAGCAAAGCACUGGUAGGAAAUGUCAUGCAGCGUUUCUGUCAACAGUGUAGCAGGUUUCAUGUUCUUCAAGAGUUUGAUGACGGGAAAAGAAGUUGUCGGAGGCGUUUGGCAGGCCAUAAUAGGAGGAGGAGGAAGACACAUCCUGAUGCUGUUGUUAAUGGAGGCUCCCUGAAUGAUGAAAGUGGCAGCAGUUAUCUGUUAACAAGUCUUCUCCGUAUAUUGUCCGAUAUGCACUCAAAUGGAUCAGAUGCUACUAGGGACCAAGAUAUUCUCUCUCAUCUACUAAGGAAUCUGGCAAGUUUGGCUGGUACAAUCAAUGGAAGGAACAUAGCCUCCUUAUUGGAGGGAACCCAAGGUUUGGUGAAUGCUGGGACAUCUGGAACUUCCCAAAAAGUGCCUAAUCUAAAUUCAAAUGGUCCUGAACCCAUCAGAUCUCCUGGUUCUUCCGCCAAGACAGAUAAUGGUAUCAGCAGUCGGGACCCUCCAAAGGCAAUGGGACAGUCUGAGACAGUGCCUGCAUAUGAUAUGGUGCAAAAAUGUUUACCUUCUGGUGAUGUUGCGGUUGGAAGUUUAAAGUCUCCUUCAGGCUCACAGCCUUCAAAUGUACUUCUAUCAAGGGGUAGCCUUCCAUCCCAAUCAGUCGCAGCAGAGACUACAGUUAGAAGGAAUGGUUUAAAUCACAUUGACCUCAAUAAUGUAUAUGAUGACAUACAAGAUGAUGCUGAGAACAUUAGGAAGUCUCAUCCACCUGAGGCUUCCGGUUUUGGUUCUCUUGAUCAUCCUUCAUGGCUACAACUUGACACUCAAAAGUCAAGUCCCCCACAGACAAGCAUAAACUCAGAUUCAACCUCCUCUCAAUCACCUUCUAGUUCUAGUGGAGAAGCUCAGAGUCGCACAGAUCGAAUUGUUUUCAAACUCUUUGGCAAGGAUCCGAAUGAUUUUCCUCUUGUUCUUCGAUCACAGAUUCUCAGCUGGUUAUCCCACAGUCCCACAGAGAUUGAGAGCUACAUAAGGCCAGGCUGUAUCAUAUUAACAGUAUAUCUGUGUCUAGAAAAAUCUGCAUGGGAGGAGCUUUGCUGUAAUUUAGGACUCAACUUGAAAAAGCUUGUUGCUGCAUCAAAUGAUUCUUUCUGGAGGACCGGGUGGGUAUACACUAGGGUGCGGCAUUCUGUAGCCUUUCUGUACGAUGGUGAAGUUGUUUUAGAUGUUCCCUUGAGCCUUAGAAGCCCACAACAUUGUAGGAUUUCAAGUAUUAAGCCACUUGCUGUUUCUUCAAAGGCAAGCACUCAAUUUGUUGUUAAAGGUGUCAACCUUUUCCAUUCUAGCACAAGGUUACUCUGCGCGCUUGAAGGGAAGUAUCUGGCACAGUAUAGUUGUUGUGACUUGAUUGAUGGUGUUGACACAGCUAUUGAACAUGAUGAGCAUCAAUACCUCAGCUUCUCUUGUACUAUACCAAGUGUUACUGGGAGGGGAUUUAUUGAGGUGGAAGAUCAUGGUCUUAGUGGCUCUUCCUUUCCUUUUAUUGUUGCGGAGCCAGAAAUUUGUACAGAGAUCUGCGAUCUGGAGAGUGUGAUUGAGGCAGCUGAGAUUUGUGAAGAUGUACAAAUGAGAAGGAAACAGAUGGAAGAAAAGACUCGAGCCUUGGAUUUCAUACAAGAAAUGGGGUGGCUCCUUCAUAGAAGUCGUGUGAAAGCUAGGCUGGGUCCCAUUGCACCCUUCCAGGAUCUGUUCCAUUUCAAUCGGUUCAAGUGGCUUGUUGACUUCUGCAUGGACCAUGAUUGGUGUGCCGUGAUGAAAAAGCUUCUAGACAUUAUGUUUGAGGGUACUGUUGAUGCCGGGGAGCAUGCCUCUGUCCAGCUUGCAUUGUUAGACUUGGGUCUGCUACAUAGAGCUGUGAGUAGAAAUUGCAGGCCCAUGGUGGAACUACUGUUGAAAUUUGCACCAGUUCAAACUUCUGAUGACGACAGUAAGGAGAAACAAGCUGGCAAGAACUCUGAAAGAUUCUUAUUUAAACCUGAUAGUGUUGGCCCUGCUGGUUUGACUCCCCUACAUGUCGCUGCAAGCAUGCAUGGCUCAGAGAAUGUAUUAGAUGCAUUAAUUGAUGAUCCUGGAAUGGUGGGAAUCAAGGCAUGGAAAAGUGUCCGAGACAACACAGGUUCGACCCCAGAGGACUACGCAUCCAUGAGGGGCUACCACUCCUACAUUCAACUUGUCCAGACAAAAACAAGCAAGAAAAGUGAUGAAUCUCAUCAUCAUCACGUGGUUGACAUCCCAUCUUCCCUUGUAGAUAGUAACACGAAGAAGCAAAAGUCAUUGUCGAAAGCUUCCAGCUUGCAAACCGAGAGGAUUGACAUGGCGGCAUCGACAGUUCCACACCAGUGCGGGCUAUGUCAGCACAAGCUGGCUUGUCACAGCACUAGAACGGCUCUGGUUUAUAGGCCAGCAAUGCUCUCGAUGGUGGCCAUUGCAGCUGUGUGUGUCUGUGUGGCAUUGCUCUUCAAAAGCUCACCUCAAGUCUCCUAUGUCUUCCAGCCCUUCAGAUGGGAAUCAUUAGAUUAUGGCUCCAUGUAGUGUCUGAAUAUCAGGUGUAGUGAGCCUGCAAUUUGUUUCUUUGAUCCCUCUUCUCCUUCCUCCUCUUUUUGGCCCUUAAUCUUCUAACUUUUUGAAAUGUGGAAGUCGCAGUUAUUGGUAUAUAUACACACAUCGUUGGCAGUUGUAUCUGUCCUGAAAGUAUAAUUAGGUGGGUAUGACUUCAUCAGCAAUUUCUGUCUAUCAUGGAAUGUGUGGUACGAUAUUAGGAAAUGGACGUAGUGGUAGGAGUGAGUUUGUAGACAUAUAGGAGAGAAUACUUUGUAUUAGUCGAAUAAUAUUAAAAGGGGUUUUCAGAUUUAGGCAAAUAAUAUCAGUUGUUAAUUAUUAA